This is a messenger RNA of Abrus precatorius (Indian licorice), 2432 nucleotides long. Its product is annotated as aspartokinase 2, chloroplastic-like. Gene Ontology annotation, cellular component: chloroplast stroma. The transcript has 14 exons. The record is from RefSeq and is a predicted model, not a curated record. Gene Ontology annotation, biological process: amino acid biosynthetic process. The coding region runs from base 314 to 2008 and encodes 564 amino acids. Lineage: Eukaryota; Viridiplantae; Streptophyta; Magnoliopsida; Fabales; Fabaceae. Gene Ontology annotation, molecular function: aspartate kinase activity.
CACACUUUCUCUGCUAUUACAGACAGUUACUCCAGACAGAGUUCCCGGUCAAAAUCGCCUCCACCACUCUUCCUCUUAUCUCUCUACAAAACAAUCGUUCCUGAACCCUAACCUUCCUCAAAUUUUCCAUCUUAUCGUACAUUUUCGCCCUCUCAACACCAAACUCUUUCUCACAAGAUCGAGGUUUGGGCAAUGAAGCAUUUGAGUAAUAACUGACACAAACAAUUAAAAUUUUUAUUUGUUUAUGGUUGUUUUCGAUUUGAGUCAUUCGUAGAAAUAACUCAUUUUCAUUGGUAUAAGCAUAUCAAGCACGAUGCAGCUUAGUUGUGUUAAGACCACGUUCCCUGUGGCUUUGAGUGGAAGCGUGCAUUGUCAACCGCUGUUAUUGUCACGGCGAAUUGGGUUUGCAGCAAAUGUUGCUUCCGUUCCCCUUGUGUGUUGUUGUGUAAGGAGAGUUUUAAAUGAGAGGGUGGUAACACUCAUGGUUAGUUGCAGCAAGGCACCAGAAAGUGAUUUGGUUGAGAAAAACGAAGGUGGAAGUGGCGGUUUCGCCGAAACUGAAAAGAGUUACACGUGUGUCAUGAAGUUUGGUGGCUCAUCAUUGGCCAAUGCAGAGAGGAUGAGAGAAGUUGCAAGCCUUAUACAAAAUUUUCCUGAUGAGAGGCCUAUCAUUGUUCUCUCUGCCAUGGGAAAGACAACUAACAUGCUUUUACUGGCAGGAGAAAAAGCUGUAAGUUGUGGAGUAACUAAUGCCAACAGUAUUGAUGAGCUCGCUGUUAUAAAAGACCUGCAUAUAAGGACUGUGGAAGAGCUUGGAGUGGACAGAAAUGUUAUUGCAAAGCAUCUAGAAGAAUUGGAGCAACUUUUGAAGGGGAUAGCUAUGAUGAAAGAGAUGACACCGCGGACUCAAGACUAUUUAGUUUCAUUUGGAGAGUGUAUGUCCACUAGGAUCUUUGCUGCAUAUCUUAAUAAAAUAGGUGUUAAGGCCCGCCAAUAUGAUGCAUUUGAGAUUGGUUUUAUAACUACUGAUGACUUCACAAAUGCGGACAUUUUGGAAGCAACAUACCCUGCUGUUGCAAAGAGGUUACAUAGUGAUUGGGUAUCUGAUCCUGCAAUUCCAGUUGUUACAGGCUUCCUUGGAAAGGCACGUAAAUCGUGUGCAGUGACAACAUUGGGAAGAGGGGGCAGUGAUUUGACAGCUACUACAAUUGGCAAAGCACUAGGGUUGCCAGAAAUCCAGGUAUGGAAAGAUGUUGAUGGCGUUCUAACCUGUGAUCCAAAUUUAUGCCCACAAGCAGAACCUGUUCCAUAUUUGACAUUUGACGAGGCUGCUGAACUUGCUUACUUUGGUGCUCAGGUCCUGCAUCCACAGUCUAUGAGACCUGCUAGAGAAAGUGACAUUCCUGUUAGGGUUAAAAAUUCUUACAACCCUAAAGCUCCAGGUACUCUCAUCACCAAGAAAAGAGAUAUGAGCAAGGCAUUAUUAACUAGCAUUGUUUUGAAACGUAAUGUGACCAUGUUGGAUAUUGUAAGCACUCGCAUGCUUGGUCAGUUUGGUUUCCUUGCUAAGGUGUUUUCAAUCUUCGAAGAUUUAGGCAUAUCAGUUGAUGUUGUGGCUACAAGUGAAGUCAGUAUUUCCUUGACAUUGGAUCCAUCAAAGCUGUGGAGCAGAGAGCUAAUUCAACAGGAACUUGACUUUGUCGUUGAAGAACUGGAAAAAAUUGCUGUGGUAAAUCUCCUAAAGAGCAGAUCCAUAAUUUCUCUCAUUGGAAAUGUUCAGAGGUCGUCACUGAUAUUGGAGAAGGCUUUUCAUGUUCUUCGAACUCUUGGGGUCACUGUUCAAAUGAUCUCCCAGGGUGCCUCUAAGGUGAAUAUCUCGUUAGUUGUAAAUGACAGUGAGGCAGAGCAGUGUGUCAGAACUCUCCACAAAGCCUUCUUUGAGAGUGAGCUUUCUGAAUUAGAGAACGAAUGCAUUCCUGGAAAUGGUUCUGUUUCGGCAUUAUCUUAGGGGGACACUUUCGAUUUCUUUGUUUUAGCAAAUAUAUCUCACUCUUCAAUUGAGAUGUCACCGAUCAAUAUAUUUUAUGUUCGGGAAAAUUUUUGGUCGGGAGAUUUGAUGAUGUAUCAAUAUAGUAUGUACUGGUGCUGUUACUGAUAGAACAUGCCUUUGUAUUUUUUUGGUAGCCUCCUUCGGGAGGGGUUGCCCACCUGGAAGCAAUAUUUUAUUAUAUUGUUGCAUACCGUGUCAUUCAAGAAGGAUGAAGUCCCUUUGGUCUCGUAUGGAUCUGAACCUGCUGAAAAUGUAUAGAGCUGUUUUUUUUUUUCCUUCUAUUUUUCUUUUAUAUGUAUUUGAAGAUGUUAACAGCAUGGCUAGUAUUCUCAAAUUUUGGUAUUGCAAUGACUAUGAUAUCUGUGUUGAAAUGCAGAAUGUU